AUGUCCGUCCCUCCGGAAGCCCUGCAGAAGCUCCUGCAAGAGAUCGAAACCCGCGCCAUUGCAUCGCAGCAGCAGAUCAAUGUUACCAAAGCACAGAUCACCGUUAAGCAACGCGAAAUUCGCAUGCAGCAGUUGACGACCAAGGAGUUGUCGGAAUUGCCCUCGGAGACACGGGUUUACGAAGGUGUUGGAAAGAUGUUUGUUAAUGUCCCCAUGAACACUGUCAACAAGCGCCUCACACGCGAGAGCUCCGAGUCUUCUGCGGAGAUCACCAACUUGGAGAAGAAGCUGCACUACCACGAGACGACAUUGAAAAACAGCCGUGAGAACUUUGAUCAGAUUCUUAAGUCUGGAGGCCGGGCAUGA
Molecule: messenger RNA, 366 nt
Organism: Penicillium pulvis
Lineage: Eukaryota; Fungi; Ascomycota; Eurotiomycetes; Eurotiales; Aspergillaceae
Product: putative prefoldin subunit 1
Exons: 3
Coding region: 1-366 (121 amino acids)
Biological process (GO): protein folding
Cellular component (GO): cytoplasm; prefoldin complex
Molecular function (GO): protein folding chaperone
Source: RefSeq, a predicted model, not a curated record